CUGUCCCUAGAAGAAAUUCGAAUCAGUCCAACUUCUUGGAAAAUGACUGCAAUCCUUAUAAAAAAAUUGAAUGAGAGCAACUUGUUGAAACUUCUUGGAAAGUCACUGUGGUCCCUAGCCUCCGCCAUCAACCAUCGGUCAGUCACGACGAAUCUCGACGGAACUCUGCUGAAAUCAACCUCUGCUCUCGUGUACUACAUGCUCGUAGCGAUCGGUCCAACUCCUCCUCAAUCACACACGAAAUUACGAUUUUCAUCUUCAGCAGCAACGAACAUAAGCAACACUGAGCAAAAUAAUUGGAAGAUUGAGAAGCUACUAAGAGCGAACUACGGAGAAAACUCUUGCAGGAUUCGUCCGCCACCAGCUCGAUGGAGUUAUUUUAACAGUUCUUUUAUUUUCAAAGCUGCGGUUCGUAUUUGUGCUCAGGAGCAGGGGAUUACCAAUCCGUUGACGGUGACGACGGAUAAGAGAGCAAAGGUUAUUGACAAUGCGAGUGAAUCUAAGCAGCAACCGGAAAAGAAAGCAAGAGGUGUUAGUUUCAAUGGUCAAUCUACUAGUGUUGUGCAUCUUCGGAACAUGGAAUGCAAGAGAAUAAUUAAACCUAGGAGGAAGGUGCUUGGUGAACUCAAGGCGCAAACGGUGAACCAUGUGUCUAGGAGGCGCUUAAGAAGCGAGAUCUUUUUUUAUGCAAGGCCCACAGUAUAGAGAGACCAUUUAUCGUGGUUUUAGACAUGUUUUAAGUUAGUCUAGGCUCCUUUCAGACCGUCCUUGUGCCUUGAUGCCAUGCAAGGCUACAUGGCUGCCCUUGCGCAAAUGUCUUGUGCUUUUUGUGACUUCUCUUUCCGCAUUGAAAGAAAUGGGUCAAUUUGGGUUAUGUUUUAUCAAUAACGGGUCAACGGGUCAAAUGAUUUACAAAAAGAUUUAAAUUUAGAGGAAAUAUGAAAUGGAUAAAAAGUGUUUGUGAGUAGACUCAACUAGCCGAAACCUAUUUUGAUCUGCACUAAAUAAUCAGUAGUUUCGACUUUAACCCGUCACCCAACCCACCCGACUCGCCCAUUUUGCCACCUCUCUUUACAGCUGAAUAUAGCCUAGUGUGCUUUAU
Helianthus annuus (common sunflower) is the source of this 1102-nucleotide messenger RNA. RefSeq lists its product as uncharacterized. The coding region runs from base 43 to 705 and encodes 220 amino acids. The transcript is spliced from 3 exons. NCBI's taxonomy places the organism in Eukaryota, Viridiplantae, Streptophyta, Magnoliopsida, Asterales, Asteraceae. The record is from RefSeq and is a predicted model, not a curated record.